AUGGCAAACGCAAUCGAGUACGCCACUCCUAUUUCCUUCACUAAGACCUGGCAUACCGAGCCCUAUCCGUUCAUCUCCCCAUCGCGAUCGGAACUAUCCGCCAAGGGUAAGAACGUUGUAGUCCUCGGUGGUAGCGCAGGUAUCGGCAAUGCCAUAUCCAUUGCGUUCGCCCAGGCAGGUCCCAAGUCAGUCGCAAUCGUGGGAAGACGCCCGGAUAAGCUUCAGGAGGCCGCAGGAAAGGCCACUGCUGCAGUGUCCGAUCCCACCACACAAGUGCUAGUCGAAUCUGCGGAUCUGCAAGACCGCGCCCAGGUCGACCGAGCAUACCAGUCCAUCGUGGACAAGGUGGGUAAAAUAAAUAUCCUGGUUAUCAAUGCUGUGUUGAUCCCUGCGCCCGGAGCCCUCACAGACUGCAAACCCGACAAGCUCGUCCGUGCAAUUGAAGGUAACCUCUUGAUGGUCAUGAAUGCGUUCCAGGCCUUCUUGCCCUUCGCAGGACCAGAGCCAGUCGUCCUCUACACGUCCACCUGUCUGGCCAACAUCGCACCGACCCCGGGCCUUGCUGGUUACAGCAUCAGUAAGGCUACGUGUCUGAAGGCGAUAGACUAUUUUGCCAUGGAGAAUCCACAUGUGCAUGUGGUCAGCAUUCAGCCCGGCUGGGUGGCAACCGCCUCGAAUGGAUAUCAGGAGGAAGCUCCUGACAAAGCUGAGCUUCCGGGCCAGUUUUACGUCUGGUUGGCAUCUCCCGAGGCCAAGUUCUUGAAAGGAAAGUUUGUUUGGGCCAAUUGGGAUGCGCAGGAGCUCCUGGAGAGAGCCGGCGAGAUUCAGUCAACAAAGCUUCUGAACUGGGUCGUGGAGGGCAUUCCCAUGUGA
Aspergillus caelatus is the source of this 873-nucleotide messenger RNA. Its product is annotated as SDR family NAD(P)-dependent oxidoreductase. Bases 1 to 873 code for a protein of 290 amino acids. Lineage: Eukaryota; Fungi; Ascomycota; Eurotiomycetes; Eurotiales; Aspergillaceae. The transcript has 2 exons. The record is from RefSeq and is a predicted model, not a curated record.